AUUACCAAUUUCUAUUCCAUUAACAACUGUUUAAUCAACUGUUUAAUCACUUCAGUCAAUCUCAGCAAAUAAGCAGCGUACAUAUCCACCGGAUAUUUCGGCGCAAUGAAGGCCGCAGUGAUUCUUCUCGCCUGUGUUGCUUCGUGCUUUGCCAGCCCGGUUAAGCGGGCCGCCGGCGACCAACAGCCUCAGGUCUGGGAUGCCCUAGCCCAAAACUCUGGCAAGGGAAAGCUCUCCAUUGACGAUGCCCGAGACCUGUACAUUAAUGCCAAAGCCGGUCAGGAUUACCCCAUCCUCAGCGAGAUCCCUGCUGGAAACUUCGACUGUGGCUCCGUCAAACCUGGUUUCUAUGCUGAUGUUGAUAACAAAUGCCAAGUCAUCCGACGAUGCGACAUCAACGGAAACCAAACCGCUUAUCUGUGCCCCAACAUGACCAUCUUCAACCAAAUCACUCUGGUCUGCGAUUGGUUCUACAAUGUCGACUGCAGUCAGGCGAAGAAAUGGUACGACUACUCCAACAGUCGUCUGUACCAGGGCGCUGAUGUGCCUCUGCUGGACAACCAGGACCAGAUUGCCGAAGACCUCGGUGCCGUGAAGCCAGCCGCCGCUGCUAAGCCCGCUGCCAAGCCGGCCGCUAAGCCCGCCCCGAAACCAGCCCCCGCUAAGCCUGCGCCCGCUGCCAAAGCAACAACCGCUGCCGCGACCACGGCUGCCCCGGCUGAAGAGACCACUGCUGCUGCCGAAGGUGGAGAGUCGUCGGCUGCUCCCGCUGAAGAAACCACCGCCGCUCCCGCUGAAGCCGGAGAAUCCUCGGCCGCCCCUGCUGAAGAAACCACCGCUGCUGCCGCCGAAGGUGGAGAAUCCUCUGCUGCUCCCGCCGAAGAAGGCGAGACCACCGCGGCACCGGUUGAGGGUGGAGAGUCCUCGGCUGCGCCGACGGAAGGCGGUGAAUCAUCGGCCGCUCCGGCUGAAGGUGGAGAAGCCACGACUGCUGCUGCUGAGGUUAAGCGAGCCGCCGGCGACCAGAAGCCUGGCGUCUGGGAUGCCCUGGCCCAGAACUCUGGCAAGGGGAAGCUCUCCAUUGAAGAUGCCCGAGACCUGUACAUCAACGCCAAAGCCGGUCAGGAUUACCCCAACCUCAGCGAGAUCCCUGCUGGAAACUUCGACUGUGGCUCCGUCAAACCUGGUUUCUACGCUGAUGUUGAUAACAAAUGUCAAGUUAUCCGCCGAUGUGACAUCAACGGCAACCAGACCGCCUAUCUGUGUCCCAACAUGACGAUCUUCAACCAAAUCACCCUCGUGUGCGACUGGUUCUACAACGUUGACUGCAGCCAAGCGAAGAAAUGGUACGACUACUCCAACAGCCGUCUGUACCAGGGCGCUGAUGUGCCACUGCUGGACAACCAAGACCAGAUUGCCGAAGACCUCGGUGCCGUGAAGCCAAUCCAGGCUGGCCGUGUGUUGAUCCCCAGCAGCAAGCCAUCAAAGCCGGCGCCCGCUAAGCCCGCACCGGCCAAGCCCGCUCCGGCCGCUAAAGCGACCCCUGCCGCCCCGGCUGAGGAGGUUUCUACUGCCGCUCCUGCUAGCGAGGAAACCCCGGCGCCGGCUGGUGGUGAAGACACGACUGCCGCCGCUGCUGACGCAUCCCCUGCUGCGGCCGCUACUGCUGAAGAAACAACCGCUGCAGCUGCCGGUGGUGAGGCGUCCGCUGCCCCCGCCGCUGCUGAAGAUACAACGGCGGCUGCUGGUGGUGAGGCGUCCGCUGCCCCGGCCGCUGAGGAGACAACAGCUGCCGCUGCUGGUGGUGCUGAGGAAACCACUGCGGCCGCCGGUGAAGCCACCUCCGCUGCCGCUGCAGGUGGCGAAGAUACAAGUGCCGCCGCUGCCGGUGGUGAGGAAGCAGCGACCGUUGCUGCUGCUGCGGGAGGAGAAGAAAGCACUGCCGCUGCUGCUGAAUAAAUUUGUUAUAAAGUUCGGUAUUGUAUGAUUAUGCAAAGUCAUUACUACGGGGUUGAACGGAUUGUUAUUUCUCCAGAGGCAGGCAGGUGUCGCUGCCGCACCACUGUGUAACUUUUAUCUGCGAUAUAAAUAUGUGCUCAAUAAUCCAGCUGCUGGCUCUCGUCUUAGCUUGCUGUAAUUUUUAAAGAGACAUGAAAGUAAGUAUAUGA
Molecule: messenger RNA, 2168 nt
Organism: Paramacrobiotus metropolitanus
Lineage: Eukaryota; Metazoa; Tardigrada; Eutardigrada; Parachela; Macrobiotidae
Product: skin secretory protein xP2-like
Exons: 7
Coding region: 106-1959 (617 amino acids)
Cellular component (GO): extracellular region
Molecular function (GO): chitin binding
Source: RefSeq, a predicted model, not a curated record